GAUAAGACAAAUUUUCCCAAAACUAAACAUUUUCAAGUCGGAUUCGGGUCUUGGAUUCAGUCGGGUCAAUCGUCUUCUAGGGUUUUGUUGGUCUGCAGGGUUUUACCAGCACAUGACCAACUUCCAAGCUCCAUCUUCAAAAGAAAAACUCAUCAAUGUAUAAAAAGUGUCUGCCUGAAUCUCUCUCUUAUUCUCUUUGUAUGCUGUUCUUUUUUAGAUUUCUUGGUAUUAUAUACUGGAAAUGUUAUGGAAAUGGUUCUCCAUUGGAAGAAUUGCGUCACAUCGAAUGCUCAAAAUGGAAUCUUUGGCCUCAUUUCGAAGUCUAUGCUCACAGAUUCAAUGUUUUGCUGAUACCCCACAAGGUUCUUUUUCUUCUAGCCAUUACCAGAAGUUUCCUGAAAAUCCCAGAAUCAUAUUAACCCCUACAAUUGUACGUACAACUAUAUCAAAUUGCCGUUCUGACAUUCUUGCUUUUUCUUUUUUCUUGUGGUGUGCAAGGCAACCCAAUUACUUUCAUGAUAGGGGCACAUUGACCCUUAUAGUUAGUAUCGUGUCUCGGUUGAUGAAGAGGUGUAGAACAGUGAAAGGGAUUAUUAAGGGAUUAGAGGAGGUUGGUUGUGUAAUAAAGCCACAAACUUUGUUGUUUUUAUUGAGAAUUUACUGGUUUGGUGGAAUGUAUGAUAGAGUGUUCGAGGCAUUUGAGGAAAUACUUAGAUAUGGUUAUACACCAAAUACUUUUUCUAGGAAUAUUGUAAUGGAUGUAUUGUUCAAGAUUGAGCGUGUCGAAGUGGCACUUAGAGUUUUGAAAGAAACCGAGGUUCCAAAUUUUUUGUCGUAUAGCAUUGCUGUGUGUAACUUGUGUAAGCUCAAUGAUUUGGUUAAUCUUCAGGAUGUACUUACAGUAAUGUUGAGGAAAAGGUAUUAUCCUAAUGAGGAAACAUUUUUUGUGAUUUUGCAUUGUUAUUGUAAAGGAGGUUGCAUAGCAGAGGCAAUACAGAUAUUGGGUCUGAUGAUAGUUUUGGGUGUUCCUAUAUGUGAGAGAAUUUGGAGUAUAUUAAUUGAUGUUCACUGUAAAGCUGGGAACAUGGAUGCUGCGAGCCAUUUACUUAAGAAGAUGGUAGAGAGUGGGUAUUCACCAAAUGUUGUAACUUGCACAUCAUUGAUCAAGGGAUUUUUUGAGUCCCAGAUGCCAAGCAAGGCAUUUGGGAUCUUGGAUACCAUGGAAUCAAAAGGAUGCUCCCCUGAUUUGGUUCUUUGUAAUGUGUUAAUACACUGCCUGUCUAAAAUGGGGAGGUAUGAAGAUGCAAUUAAUGCUUUCUUUCAUUUGCGGGAGCAAAGACUAACACCUGAUUCUUAUACUCUUUGCUCUUUGAUUACAACCGUUUGCCUCUCUAAGCAAUUCGUUGAACUACCUUUGCUCAUAACUGGCUUCAAGAUCCAACCUGAUUUAGUUGCUUGUAACUCUUUCCUUAGCUAUUUCUGUAAAGCUGGUUAUCCUGCUGGUGCCAUUGAAUUUUACAAUGACAUGAUAGAUAGAGGUUUUGUAGCAGAUAAGUAUACUUUUGCCGGAUUAUUGACUGGAUUAUGCAGGUCAGGUAGGAUAGGCGAGGCAGUCAAGGUGUACCAUGGACUUGUUAGAAGUCACGUUGGGCUUGAUUCUCACAUAAUUACUGUGAUAAUAAAUGGGCUGAUAAAAUCUGGUAAGUUUCACAAAGCUAUUAGUUUAAUCAGGGAAGCUGCUUCAUGGAAGUCCCAACUAGAUGAUGUUUCUUACACUAUUGCGAUUAGUGGACUUCUUAUUGGUGGUGAAGUUAGAGAAGCUUAUGCUUUGUUCCGCCAAAUGAAGGAGGUUGGUCUAGCCCCAAGUAAACAGACCUAUAAUCUGAUUCUCUCGGAUUUCUGUAAAAGAAGUGAUUUUAGCAUGGUUGAAGAGAUCUUACUUGAAAUGGUUAAUGCUAGCGUUGAAGUUGACCAUUUAAGUCUGAGCUUUAUGAAGAAUCUCCUGUAUAGAUCCCGCCAUUCUGCUUCACUCUUUACUCUAUUGACUGAUGUUUCAACUUCUGGAAUCCUUCCAAGGGAAGCAUAUGCAGAAUUGAUUGAUGAGAUAGUUCAUCAGGUAAACAUCAGCAAUGUGCACACAGACAGGUCUACUAGCGUUGAUUUUGGCUCAUCCAGCUCAGAUGAAAUCCUGGAGGUGGCUGUUUCAGUUGGUUGAGAUGAUUUGACUUGACAGCUUAUUCUGUCUAUGGCAAAGUUCUGUAGUUGAGUUCAAUCAAGAAUCUGACCUUACGCUCGCUCGGAAACCGUAAGAUGAUCAUAUGAUCUUAAGAGUGAAUUGAUUCCCUAAAGGAGGAGGUAUUGAACCAUGGAAGAGUGCCUGAAGGAUAAUACAGCAAAAGGAAUUCAUGAGAUGUGAUUGGUUAGCGAAAAGCUGAGUGAUACUAUAAUCCUUUGCUUGUGUUAUUUGCGAAAUGGUGUUGAAAAAGAUCUUGUGAACCCUGGGGCUCGGCAGACUGUUCUUGUUGCUCCAACAAGUGGAGGAUAUGAGCCAAGAUGGAGGUGGAACAUACCAAGUUGCCUUUCUAGUUGGAGCCUGAAGUAGAUCUCUCCAUCGGAAAACCUUUGACGGACUUGAGGAAUAUAGAAAAUUAUGGUUAUUUUAUAGCAAAUUCUAAAUGUUUUAGCCACCGCUAUAGUUAGACUAAUGGGAUUUUUCCAUAACUUAGCUGUUACAUGCAAAAAGUAAGAUAAAUAUCUACUAUGUACUGCAGUGUUGGAAUCUUCUUUAUCUAAGGGAUAUUAUUCAGCUUGACAAAUAAAAAGAAACUUACUGGUGCGUGUCUCGAAGUGGUCUUGGCUUAUGUAAUGUCAGCGUGAACUGGUCAUGCCUUGUGGGUCGACAAGAUUCCGUCAUUCAAGUCCAUUUAAAACGUGCUUAAUCAUUACUAUUUCUAUUUAUUCAGCAUUUGGCUGAUGGACUGUGUAUCAUGCUCUUUAACUUUGCAGCAAUACACUGGAAGAUGAUGUCGUUACGCUCCCCCAUGAAAGCUGGUAUGUGAAGGUAGUAGCUUAUCCAAUCUGUAAGUGUACCAGAUACAAAACACAUGGUGUCCUGUCAGGGCAAUCUUCCUAGUAUAAUCCCCAUGUGAUUAAUCAUAUCAUCAGUCACAUAUUUGGCAAGUGCUUGGAAUACAAUACAGGAGGUUUCCAACUAUGAUGCAUGCUUAUUUCUUGGUCCUCUCAUACUAUAAGAAGCAUUUCGUCGGAGUAGGAAAGAAAAACUAAUACAGUUAAAGCUAGAAGAUGCGAAAAGAAUACUUUUCUGGUAUGACGAUUGGGUGGGGAAGGAAUACUCCUCCACGAGACAGGUUCCCGAUCUCUUCAGUUUUGCAGAAAACAGCAGGGUAACAGUCAAAGUAGAAGCAAUCAAGGCUGGUUAGUAAAAUUUAGAAGAAAUUGUAGUGAUUGAGAAGUGGAAAAUAUGGCUCAAACUUCUUCAAGACACAUAUUCAGCCUAACAAAGUUGAUUCUCAUAGGGAUAUUGUGUAUCCUAUCAGAUUUUAUUUUUACAGAAAACUGUAUUUUCUAAUAGGACCAGAUAAAACUUUAUGCCUCAAUGUUCUUUUUCUUUUAGUAUAUCCAAGAGAUUGGGACACAUAUAUCUUACAUUUUAUUGAGAGAUCAAUAUUAUUAGUUGUACAGAAAUCAAGUUCAAAUAGUUGCACAUUUUCUUGCU
Solanum pennellii is the source of this 3736-nucleotide messenger RNA. RefSeq names its product putative pentatricopeptide repeat-containing protein At1g16830. The record is from RefSeq and is a predicted model, not a curated record. Lineage: Eukaryota; Viridiplantae; Streptophyta; Magnoliopsida; Solanales; Solanaceae. The transcript has 4 exons. Bases 242 to 2215 code for a protein of 657 amino acids. Gene Ontology annotation, molecular function: protein binding.